This is a messenger RNA of Elephantulus edwardii (Cape elephant shrew), 2565 nucleotides long. It is a transcript of the gene IL12RB1, whose product is annotated as interleukin 12 receptor, beta 1. The transcript has 20 exons. Lineage: Eukaryota; Metazoa; Chordata; Mammalia; Macroscelidea; Macroscelididae. Gene Ontology annotation, molecular function: protein binding. The record is from RefSeq and is a predicted model, not a curated record. The coding region runs from base 1 to 2565 and encodes 854 amino acids.
AUGACCCUGCCCGACCCGGCUACUGCUCAGCUGGCCUCCCCGGAGGAGGAGAAAAGGCUGGAAACCAGUGUGUGCAGAUACCAGAAGCCCAUAGGGCCUGGCAUGGUGUCCCCUGCUGGAGCCUGCAGAUCCAGUGGCUGCUGUUUCCAGGACCUACCGUACCCAGACACAGAGUCAGGCUCAACCUCAGGUCCCCGGAACCUGAGCUGCCAUCGGAUAGUCAAUUCGGGUAACUAUGAGUGUUCCUGGCAGUACGAGGGUCCCAAGACUGGUGUCAGCCACUUCUUGAGGUGCUGCUCCAGCCUUCGCUGCUGCUACUUCAGCACAGGCUCGGCCACCGGCCUGAAUUUCACCGACCAGGAUGGCGUACCUGUGCUCAGCGUCGUUGAGCUCUGGGUGGAGUCCCGGAUCCAGAACAGGACAGAGAAGUCCCCUAAGAUUUCCCUGAUACUCAACACAUUUGUUAAAUAUGACCCACCUUCCUCACAAGACAUCGAGAAAUCGAGGGCAGCAGGGGAGCUGCUCAUGGAGUGGGAGACUCCAGCACACCAGGACAAGGCUGAGGUGCAGUUUCGACGCCGGACCCCCGGAAGCCCCUGGAAGUUGGGCCACUGUCAACCUCAGAAGGAUACUGAGUCCUGCCUUUGUCCCCUGGAGCCGGAUUCAGCUCAGGAAGUCCAGCUGCAGAGGCGGAAGCUCAAAUUAGAUAAUGCCUCAGAAGGUCCCUGGAGCCAGUGGAGUGACUCUGUGUGUGUCCCUUCGGCAAUCCCACCACAGUUCAAGAUGAAUUGCUCAGUGGAGCCACUCGGCUCAGAAGGAAGGAGGCGAAUGACUCUGCAGGCACCACCCCAGCUUGAGCUUCCAGAAGGGUGCCAGAGCGAUGACGCUGACAUGGAAGCAACAUACAACGUGCACCUGUACAUGCUGUCCUGCCCAUGCCAGGCCAACACCAGCAGGAUUCUGAAACGAAAGAAAGAUCUCCUCCUCUCGGGUGCUGCCUAUAAUGUGACUGUCACUUCUGAGAAUUUCUUUGGUUCAGGCCCCAACCAGACAUGUUUCAUCCCUGCUGACAAGCAUACAGAACCCGGAGUUCUAAAUAUCAGUAUUGGAGCCAAGGGGACCACAAUGCACUGGACAGGCCGGGCCCAGGCCACAGCAUACUGCAUUGAGUGGCAACUCCAUGGCCAGGACAGAAGCCAUGCCACUUGUACCCAAAAGAUAUCCCCGACCAUGGACGUGGCUGGAACGGGCACAGUGACCUACAGCUGGAGACCAGCACAGGGGACAAUGGAGCAGGAGAGGUGUUAUCGAUUCACCAUUUUUGCCUCAGAGCACCCGAAGAAGUUUGCCUCGUGGUCCACAGUCCUGUCCACCUACCACUUCUUGGGGAAUGCCUCAGGGGCUGGGAUCCCGCAGCAAGUCUCAGUGAAGAAACACAGCAUAGACUCCGUAUUGGUGCGCUGGACAGAAUCACCACUGAGCUCCUGCCCGGGCAUCCUGCAAGGACAUGUCCUGCGCUGCUGGGAUAAGAACAGCAGGCAGGUGGCAGAACAUGUUCUGAACGCCACAGAAACCCAGGUCACCCUCCAUGGCCUGCAGUCCGGCAUGACCUAUACGGUUCAGGUCCGAGCAGACUCAUCCUUGGGGCCUGGCUCCUGGAGCCAACCGCAGCAGUUCAUCAUCGAUGUUCCAGUUUCCAACUUGUUCAUCUCCCUGGUGUCGCUCGGCAGCUUCGUGGUGGUCCUCAUCCUUGGGGUUCUUGGGUAUUUUGUCCUGAUCAGGGCUGCGCGGCACCUGUGCCCACCCCUACCCACGCCCUGUGCCAGCACUGCGGUGGAGUUCCCCAGCAGCCACGAGAAACAGGUUUGGCAGUGGACCAGGCCCCCAGGACUCCCGGAAGUGGCACCCCCACAGGAUGCUCUGGUGGUGGAGACUUUCUGGGACGAAGGCCAGGAAGGCCGACUGGCCCCCACUGGGACUGGCGAGGAGAAGGAUCUAGUCUCUGAGGCCCCAGGACCUGGCUAUGGCUCCUCUGGGAGCCUCCCCAGGGCCACACUGCUCUUUCUGACCCAGGAGCUGGAGAUGGCCAUGGGACCAGCACCGCCUGGACACACUCACUGUCCCACCGAUACCCGGAAGCCGACUGCCGCUGCAGAUGCAGAGGAGCGGACUUCGCCCGCCCCACACACGCGUCACCCCGAGGCUGUGGAAGCACAGCUGGGGGCACCCCCCGGGAGCUGGCUUCCUGUUUUUCCAUCGGCUGGGGACAGACCCGCUGGCUCCAGCUCCGAGCAGGCUGGCUUGCUCCCAGAGUCCCUCACUCUGCCUAGUACUGGCCUUGACCACAGUGAGGCCAGGCUUCUGAGGAGGCCCAUGCCAGGUGAGUCAUCCCACCCCACCUUAAAGCCAGGACCACCCCCUGGGACCUACCCACCACCCAUCGCUGCACUACACCCCUGUGUCUCCCCUGGCUCCUGGUGCAGCCUGGCUCCUGGCCGUGGCUCGAUGUCCCACGGAGCCUGGCCCACCACGUCAUCCGUGACGGUCCUGCCCUUGGAGACAUGA